This is a messenger RNA of Brachypodium distachyon (stiff brome), 1757 nucleotides long. RefSeq names its product BAG family molecular chaperone regulator 7. The transcript has 3 exons. Gene Ontology annotation, biological process: protein folding. Lineage: Eukaryota; Viridiplantae; Streptophyta; Magnoliopsida; Poales; Poaceae. Gene Ontology annotation, cellular component: plasmodesma. The coding region runs from base 207 to 1427 and encodes 406 amino acids. The record is from RefSeq and is a predicted model, not a curated record.
UCACUCAUUCAUUCAGUGGAAAGAAAGAAAAUGCCAAACGCGUGCUGAGUAAGCUCGAGCCUGUUACCACGAACGUGCAUUGUUUCAACAGUCCUAGUAGUACUAGUACUGGCAAGAAUUCCCCAUCGCUUUCCUUGCCCACAGAUCCCUGGGAACCCUUCUUCCCCAACAUCCUCCAGCCACUGACACCUCCAUCGCCGUCCGCCAUGGCCUCCCACCGCCACCUCCUCCGCCUCCUCGACGACCCCUUCUUCCCCUUCCCCUCGCCACCACCAUCCUCCUCGUGCCCAUUCCUCCCCCCUUCUUCCCCAUUCGCCUUCCCCCACCACGACCUCGACAUCUUCCUCCCCUCCGACCCCUUCUUCGCCCCCUUCCCCACCCCGACCCCGCACGCCUACCUCCUCCACGACCUCACCGACCGCGUCGCCGCCCUCGAGCUCGCCCUCGCCCCGCACCCCCCCAAGCCCGCCACCUCCCGCCGCAAGUACACCUACGCCACCCAAACCCCAGGCGGCCGGAAGGCCAAGUGGACGGCGGAGGACAACCCGCGCAGCGGGGAGCGGGCGCUCAAGUGGGAGGCGGAGCUCGCCUGCCCCAACCCCGACGGCUUCGACCGCAAGUGGAAGUGGGAGGCCAAGUCCAAGCCCGGCGCCUCCUCCGCCAAGACCAAGUGGGCCGCCGAGAUCAAGGGCAAAGGAGCCCUCGAGCCGUGGUCGCACGCAUACACCUGGGAGGAGGAGGAAGACUUGAGCUCCAGCGACGACGACGAGGAACUAUACUACCGCCACCGCAAGCCGGAGAUUAAGGACAAGAAGAAGAACAAGGACAAGGCUGCCAAGGAGGACAAGAAGGAAAAGAAGAACAAGGUCGGCGGCAAUGUCAACGUCAGGAUCGAGGAGAUCCCCGAGGACAACACUGCCGGAUGCGUCGCCAUCAGAAAGGCUUUUGCUAUGGGCAAUGGCAAGGGGAAGGCCAAGGAACUGUCGCCACAGGACGCUGCAUUGCUCAUCCAGAUGAACUACAGGGCGCACCUCGCUCACCGCUCCCAGGUGCUCCGCUGCCUGCGUGAUCUCGCCGUGGCUAAGGCCAAGCUCAAGGAGCUGAGGUCCAUGUUCUACAACCUCUCUUACAGGCGCCGCAUCUCGCAUGACCACGAGGAGCGCCAGAGGUUCUCAGAGAAAAUCAUUGUCCUGCUCCUCACUGUUGAUGCGCUCGAGGGACCUGACUACAUGGUGAGGACAGCAAAGAAGUCUAUGCUUGAGGAGCUGGAGGGGAUGCUGGACAUCGUGGACCCGCAGCCAGUGGGGAAGCAGAGGUCCUUCAGCCGCCGCAAGUUUGACCUCCCAGAGGGCGGAGGAGCGAUCCCGGCCGAGAAGACCGCCAGCGUGAACAACGCGGUCAGGGUGAUCAACACCGGCAAGAAGUGAUAGGCGCCCCCUCCUCCUAGUUUAGCAGGGACACCAUGGUUGAUGGAGAGUUUAAUUAGCACCCCGCGUCAUCUGUGAGAUCAGCAAACGCCAUUGUUUUCCAGUAUUUCCAGUAUGGAACUUGCUGUUGUGUGCACCGGAGUAUCCUAUAUGCCAUGUAUGAUCCGUGGGGUUUAGUUUGAACUUGUUGUAUGCUGUUGAACUGUCAGUAGAAGAGUUUGGAUGGUGCUUUGUAGGGAUGAUGAAUUGAUGAUGUGUGCUGGGGGGGUCUGUCCCAGAUGCAUGAUUUCAUUUCAAUGAAUUUGAGUUAAUAAUAAUGUAUUGUUGUGA